Brassicogethes aeneus is the source of this 902-nucleotide messenger RNA. The record is from the annotation of a GenBank genome assembly. Lineage: Eukaryota; Metazoa; Arthropoda; Insecta; Coleoptera; Nitidulidae.
AUCGAGCCCGACUCGUUUAUCGCAGAAAGCCGCGGAACAUUCUGCACUCGACUGUCGCGCGAACAAGACGUCGACGAAGAGAAGGCCUUGCAAACGAAACGUACGAGAUUUACGAGGUCUCCUAGUUUUACGUGUAGUGAAGUGGAUUUUUUAUUUAUUAUUGGAUUUUCCUGCUGUGUGGUGGAUUUGGAUUGUUCGACUGGUUUUCCAAACCUUUAAAAUGAUCAGGCACCUCCUCAUCACUCUCGUCUUGUUGAUGAUCUGCAUAUCCAUAACAGAAGGAAAAUCUUCAUCAUCCCCGACAAAAAACCACGAGUUGAUGAAGAGUUUAGGACUUAAAAGAGUCAGGGGUCCCAAUAGUCACCAUAGAAAAAGAUUGGCUGUCGAAUCAAGGCAUCACAGUCGUUCGGAUGACUCCCACAUGUUCAUAAUAAAACUACCUCCAAAUCCACACUACUACGCCCACAACAUGCCCAAUGCCGUCGAGCAAAUGCACAGCAAAAACGUACCGGUUGGUUUUAAGAGUAACGGCAAACCUGCCAAAGUCUACCAUUGGAAUCUACCGGUGGUGAAAAAAAUCACAUCGGUGAAGCACAAGAAGAGAUACGAGAAUUCGAACAGUCUCGACUACCAUAACCUCGACAACUGGAACGAAGUGCUGGAAAAGAACGAACCGGAAAGAAAACCGAUCAAACCCUCAUACUACAUACCGGUUAAACCGAAAAAGUCUAACGUAAUGAAGUACUUCGCCGGAAACGGAAAACCCCACUCCUUUUACGUCAUUGAGAAAAGCAAAAAAGCGCAUUACCAUCGACUGCUGCCGUAGAACAACCCGCGAACUUUACAAAGACUCGUGCAAUACAACACAGUUUUUUAUUGAUUUUAGACUGAAACUAUUAAGC